AUGCUUCUGGGUGGUGGGAACAUGGAGAAGAAGUGGUCUGUCCCCCUGUCCCUUGGAGUGCUAACCAUCUUGACCAUGACUGUGUACGUCCCAUCUACAUGUGGAGAGCCUUAUUUACUACAAGGUAAGCUGGAAUACAGACUAGCUGAUCCAGAGAACCGAGUGCAUCCGGAGGGAGAAGACACAAAUCAUGAGGACACACUGCUGACUCUGCUUCUUAAAAAGAAACUUGCAUGGCAAAGACCAGAAAAUAUUGACUGGGAGCUGGCAAAGAAAUUUGAAGAACUUGAACAGCUGGAAAAGUUGAAGGAUCAGCUCUCAACUGAGGAAGGGUCAGAGGUGGCCUAUGCCUUGGAAAGUUUGUCAGCAUCUCAGCCUAAAAAACGUGCCUGCUUCUGGAAAUACUGCAUCUGA
Molecule: messenger RNA, 414 nt
Organism: Rhea pennata
Lineage: Eukaryota; Metazoa; Chordata; Aves; Rheiformes; Rheidae
Gene: UTS2B
Product: urotensin 2B
Exons: 5
Coding region: 1-414 (137 amino acids)
Biological process (GO): blood vessel diameter maintenance; regulation of blood pressure
Cellular component (GO): extracellular region
Molecular function (GO): G protein-coupled receptor binding; hormone activity
Source: RefSeq, a predicted model, not a curated record